GCGCAGUCGGUUCGCUUGAAGCUGCCGGAGAGCGCAGAAACCGCGAAGUCGACGAAAUCGGAGAUCGAUACAGGUGGGAACGCGAAACCCAGGUGGGGUUGAUCGUCGAGUAUCUAUCUGUGUGGCUAGAGCGGCGUUUUUGUCCCGAGGUGUGAGCGAAACAGGAGCAGGUGCAGUGUCUGUCUUGGUCACACAGCUCGACUGGUGGGGAAGCUCGAGCUUGGACAGCAUGGCCAACAGUGUUUUCGGGUGUGCUAAAAUAAUAUACGUGCGUUUGUUUUGUUAUGGCUUUUUUCCUCAUGUGCAGUAUGUUUGAAAUGGAGUUUGGCGAUGUCAUUCCGGUUGUCAAGACCUCUGUCGGGGGAACAAGAGUGAUUGGGCGAAUGUGUGUAGGAAACAAGAAUGGACUGCUACUCCCCAAUUCAACGACAGAUCAAGAGUUGCUCCACAUCCGGAACUGUAUACCUGAUGAAGUGGUGGUCCAGAGAAUUGACGAGCGUCUAUCGGCUUUGGGCAACUGCAUCGCCUGCAAUGAUUAUGUGGGUCUGAUUCAUACAGAUCUUGACCGGGAAACGGAGGAACUGAUUGCUGACGUCCUUGGCGUGGAAGUCUUCCGCCAAACGAUUGCCGGAAAUAUUCUUGUAGGGAGCUACUGUGUCUUCUCAAACAAGGGUGGCUUGGUACACCCUCGGACUUCUAUCGAAGAUCUUGACGAGUUAUCUUCUCUACUCCAGGUUCCACUGGUCGCAGGCACGGUCAAUCGUGGGAGUGAAGUGAUCGGUGCUGGCAUGGUUGCGAAUGAUUGGACUGCAUUCUGUGGUCUGGAUACAACUGCGACAGAGUUGUCGGUUGUCGAAAGUGUGUUCAAACUGAGGGACGCCCAUCCGAGUGCCAUUGUGCACGAGAUGCGGGCAUCGCUCAUAGACAGCAUGGCAUAACUUUUUCAAUAUAAUACGAGCAUUAUGUAUCUAUAUAUAUGUCCAUUGGGUCCAUGAGGUUUUCCCAGGCAGUCUCUUUAUCUGGGUGGGUGUCAAGUUGUCUCAGCAGUGUGAAUUCCCUAUGAAGCGCAGGUUUGCAGGCAUCGGAGAGAAGGGUUGUCCAGGAGCGGGCGUCAAUUGCGUGUGGAGAUGUACACAAUUUAGAGAGAGUAUGAUCACAAGCGGAAGGUGUAACUGCACCCCGACAUUGUUGAUGAUGUACCCACUACCUAACAUUUGUUGUCUGGCUGCUAAUGAUGUAUAUCAGCUUUUGCCUACCUGGCCAUUCUAUUUCAAGUUGAUGUUGAUCGUCUGUCCCGGCACUAACUGUGGGCGGCGCUGUUGAGGAUCUGCAGGUUACAGUGAGGGGCUUGCGACUUGCUACGUUAAAAAGGUCAGUUCGGUGAUUGGUCUGAUGAACAGUCUCAUGUCCUAUCACCAAGUCCACCGUGUCUGUUGCUUUGCCAAUGGAAGUACACAGUCACGCUUGGCUGUCGACACCAUUGUCUUUGUGACUCAACAUGUCGAAAUGGCUUUUGUAAUCACUGUG
Molecule: messenger RNA, 1527 nt
Organism: Chara braunii
Lineage: Eukaryota; Viridiplantae; Streptophyta; Charophyceae; Charales; Characeae
Source: the annotation of a GenBank genome assembly